AUGGUUGUGUUCUUUUUCGAAUCUAUGGAUGAUCCAUUUUCCAUCAGUGCUGAAACCCGCAGACCAAUGUCCGUGUGGCGACCUAUUCCACGUCCCGGAUUUAAGAUUUUAGGUGACUGCAUAACUGAAGGUUUGGAGCCGCCUAGGUUGGGGAUAAUUUUUAAGGCUGACAGUGGUGACCUCUGUGCAAACCCUGUUCAGUUCACUAAAGUCGCUCAUAUUAUAAUCAAAGGUGUGGAUGAGGCCAUUUUUUGGUACCCAAUUGCACCUCCAGGUUAUGCUUCUAUGGGCUGUGUAGUUACUCGUGUAGAUAAAAUGCCAAAAUUGAAUAUCCUUUGCUGUCCAAGGAACGAUCUUGUUACCCAAGCUAAUAUUCAUGAGAAUCCAAUAUCCAAAUAUCAAAGUUCAAAAGUAAACCAAAGCUGGAGUAUCUGGAAAGUUGAUAAUCAGGCCAACACUUUCCUUGCACGGUCCGACAUGAAGCAGCCUUCAAGCCGCCUGGCGUUUACUAUUGGUGAUUCUGUGAAACCAAAGACACGAGACAACAUAAUGGCAGAAAUAAAAUUGAAAUGCUUCUCUCUAACCAUUUUAGACAGUCUGUGUGGAAUGAUAACACCUUUUUUUGAUGUUACUGUCACCAACAUUAAGCUUGCGACACGAAUGAGCAAGCAGGAAAAAAAGCUCGGAUUGCAGCUACAAGUGUCCUUAAUACUGAGAGAACUAGAACAAAAGGAAAUCAAGUUAAAUGAGACAGUAACCAUAGAGAACAGACUUGGAUGUGACAUUUACUUGAAGAAGUUUGAUCAAAGUUCUAAUGCAGUUAGCCUGCUGCACUAUGAUGAUAGUGCUUCUGUGUGGAUUCCACCUUCAAGAUACUCGGAUCGAUUAAAUGCGGUUGAGGAUUCAAGGGAGGGACGAUGUUAUGUUGCAGUCCAGAUAAUCGAAGCCAAGGAUCUACCAACUGUUGAUGAUGGAAAUAAUAAUACCUUCUUCUGUGGAUUUCGGCUUGUUGUUGAUACUCAAGAGGGAAGUCAACAGAGGCUGUUCCCUCAGAGUGCAAGGACUAGAUGCCUAAUCAUCGAUUACAAUGAUAUGAAAAGAAUCCCUUUCCUUGAUCAAUUGGUAAAUUUAUUUGGCAAUAUCAUGAAUGAAUUCAAUGAGGUCUGUCAUUGGGCAGCAUAUUAUGAACAUAGGAUGCGCCUUGGACAGAAAGCCAUAUUUCACAUUGAAGAAGUGGCUUGUGUUAUUCUACCACCUAAAGUCUUCAAAAUCUUGGAGAAACCUGUUCAUGAGUUCCAUGGACAUGGUGGAGAAAUCUUGUCCCUUUCAUGGUCUAGAAAAGGGGCGAUGGAUGAAAUUAAAAACUCAGAAAUACAAAAAUUCUACAUUCAGGGGCAUGAAAAGAAGCCUGCUGCAGGGCUAGAUAGCAAUCUCCAUGAAGAAGCUGACUUAGUUGCUGAACAUGGAAAACCGGACCAGGGUCCUGAUUUCCGUGAUGCAAAGGAAGGACAACAUUUCAGAAGUAUGGGUCCACAUGAUUCACCAUGGUUGGCACCAGAUAGUGUUAAAAAUUACCCUGAUUCUUCAUAUUAUGGUCCCAAAAGGCAACAGGUUCUGACAUCUCUAGCAACCUCCUUCCAUGCCCUGAAGCCUCUCAAAGUUCCUGCAUCAGUGGACACCAUUGCCAUCUGCCCUGCUUUAGCCGGAUACAACCAUUACAACUACAAAGAACACCCUACAGCCCCAGUUGACCCCAUCACCAUCUUCACGAGUUUUCUUCACCUCCGGUUAACCAUCUUGCCACCUCAAACCACCCUUAUACCACCUGCCAUCUCCACCACUAACCACCGAGAACACCGGCCACAGAGCCCUGCCUUUGCUGAGAACCGUCCCAUCUCCUACAUAUUUCCGAUCCACCACCCUUAUUCCACCUAG
Molecule: messenger RNA, 1935 nt
Organism: Lactuca virosa
Lineage: Eukaryota; Viridiplantae; Streptophyta; Magnoliopsida; Asterales; Asteraceae
Source: the annotation of a GenBank genome assembly